GUUUCUCGGUCGCCCGUGAGUGUCUGUGCGCGUUUAUCCCGAAGCUCCUCGCCGGGCCGUUACUUCAGCAGAGAAGAGGGCGAGCGGGAGCGAGGCGAGGCUCCCAAGUCCCCGGCGACCCCGGCUCCCCAGCCCUCCUCCCCCUCCGCGUUCCCGCCCGGGGCGGCCGCCGCUAGCCGGAGUUCUGUUUUAGUUGCUGUUUAAAAUCAUUGUAGUGAAGAACACUGAACUUUGGAAAAAAAUGUUAGAAACUAUAGACAAAAAUCGAGCCCUGCAGGCAGCAGAGCGCUUGCAAGCCAAGCUGCGAGAACGUGGAGAUGUAGCCAAUGAAGACAAGCUGAACCUUCUCAAGUCAGUCUUGCAGAGCCCGCUCUUCGGUCAGAUUCUGAACCUUCAGACUUCCGUACAGCAGCUGAAAGAGCAGGUAAACACUACAACAUUGGCAAUUUCAAAUGUCGAAUAUGCUCACAUUCCACAUCUCAGUCCAGCUGUAAUUCCUAUUCUGCAAAAUGAAUUGUUCUUAUCAUCCUCAAAUAAUGGGAAUCUGGAAGCAUUUACAGGAUCUGGUACUCCACACAUCAAUGGGAAACCUACUUGUGAUGAAUUUGAUCAACUAAUCAAGAAUAUGGCCCAGGGUCGCCACAUAGAAGUUUUUGAGCUCCUCAAACCUCCAUGUGGAGGUCUUGGGUUUAGUGUUGUGGGACUCAGGAGUGAAAACCGGGGAGAACUGGGAAUAUUCGUGCAGGAGAUCCAAGAGGGCAGUGUGGCCCACAGAGAUGGAAGAUUGAAGGAAACCGAUCAGAUCCUUGCUAUCAAUGGACAGGCACUUGAUCAGACAAUUACACAUCAGCAGGCUAUCAGCAUCCUGCAGAAAGCCAAAGAUAAUGUCCAGCUAGUUAUUGCCAGAGGCUCAUUGCCUCAGCUCAUCAGCCCCAUAGUUUCCCGUUCUCCAUCUGCAGCCAGCACAAUUUCAGCUCACUCUAACCCGGUUCACUGGCAGCAUGUGGAGACUAUUGAACUGGUGAACGAUGGAUCUGGACUGGGAUUUGGCAUCGUCGGAGGAAAAGCAACUGGAGUGAUCGUAAAAACCAUUCUGCCUGGAGGAGUAGCUGACCAGCAUGGGCGAUUGUGUAGUGGAGAUCACAUUCUAAAGAUCGGUGACACGGAUCUAGCAGGAAUGAGCAGUGAGCAAGUAGCACAAGUGCUCAGGCAAUGUGGAAACAGAGUUAAAUUGAUGAUCGCAAGAGGUGCCGUAGAAGAACCAGCAGCACCCUCUUCUUUGGGCGCCACGCUUUCCUCAUCCCCAUCUCGUACACCAGAAGUGCGGGUUGAUGCUUCUACUCAGAAAAGUGAAGAAAGUGAGACAUUUGAUGUAGAACUCACUAAAAAUGUCCAAGGAUUAGGAAUUACCAUUGCUGGUUACAUUGGAGAUAAAAAAUUAGAACCUUCAGGAAUCUUUGUAAAGAGCAUUACAAAGAGCAGUGCUGUUGAACAUGAUGGAAGAAUCCAAAUUGGAGACCAAAUUAUAGCAGUAGAUGGCACAAACCUUCAGGGUUUUACCAAUCAACAAGCAGUAGAGGUGUUGCGACACACAGGACCAACUGUGCACCUGACACUAAUGAGAAGAGGAGCAAAGCAGGAGGCUGAGCUCACGUCAAGGGAGGACGUCACAAAGGACACAGUUCCGUCUCCUGUGAAUGCCAGCGGAAGCAAAGAAAAUUAUGAAAAAGAUGAAGAUUCUUCAUCUUUGAGUAGAAACACCAGCAUAUUACCAAUUGAAGAAGAAGGAUAUCCGUUAUUGUCAGCAGAGAUGGAAGACAUAGAAGAUGCACAACAACAGGAAGCUGCCCUGCUGACAAAGUGGCAAAGGAUUAUGGGGAUUAAUUAUGAAAUAGUGGUGGCCCAUGUGAGCAAGUUCAGUGAGAACAGUGGGUUGGGGAUAAGUCUGGAAGCAACAGUGGGACAUCAUUUUAUCCGAUCUGUUCUACCAGAAGGUCCUGUUGGACACAGUGGGAAGCUUUUCAGUGGAGAUGAGCUGUUGGAAGUGAAUGGCAUAACUUUGCUUGGGGAAAAUCACCAAGAUGUGGUGAAUAUUUUAAAAGAACUGCCAAUAGAGGUGACAAUGGCGUGCUGUCGACGAACCGUGCCGCCCACCAGCCAGUCAGGGUUGGAUAGCCUGGACUUAUGUGAUAUUGAACUGACAGAAAAGCCUCAUGUAGAUCUGGGCGAGUUCACUGGGUCCUCGGAGACUGAGGAACCUGUGCUGGCGAUGACCGAGGCGGCUCAGAAUGCGGAGGAGGUUCAAGGACCUUUGGCCAUGUGGGAGGUUGAUGUGCAGCAUAUCGAACUGGAGAAAGGAAACAAAGGACUUGGUUUUAGCAUUUUAGAUUAUCAGGAUCCCAUUGAUCCAGCAAGCACUGUGAUUGUAAUUCGUUCUUUGGUGCCUGGCGGCAUUGCCGAAAAGGAUGGUCGACUUCUUCCUGGAGAUCGACUCAUGUUUGUCAAUGAUGUUAACUUGGAAAACAGCAGUCUUGAAGAAGCUGUGCAGGCUUUGAAGGGUGCGCCAGCAGGAACUGUGAGAAUCGGAGUUGCUAAACCGUUACCUGUGGACACAAGUGAGGCCGACUUAGCAGAUGAAUCGACACUGGAGUCUCAGUACUCUCCUGAUAAUGACAGUAUCUACUCCACUCAAGCCUCUAUUUUAUCCCUUCACGGCAGUGCUUGUAGCGAUGGCCUGAACUAUGGUCCCUCCCUUCCAUCUUCUCCUCCCAAGGAUGUUAUUGAAAAUUCUUCAGAUCCGGUACUUGAUCUGCGCCUGUCCUUGGAGGAACUAUACACCCAGAAUCUCCUGCAAAGACAGAAUGAGAGUCCAUCUUCAGUAGACUUGAGCAUGGGACCUGCCUCUGGCUUUACUGUAAAUGAUUAUACCCCUGCAAAUGCUAUUGAACAGCCAUACAAAUGUGAAAACACAAGAACAUGGGCUGAAUCUCACCUACCAAAUGAAAUGAUACCAAGUGCAGAACUUACUUCUCCCAUGCUACCUGAUUCAACUGGAAAGGGCGCCGAGUUCUUAAUUCAGCAGAGCUCCCUGACCUCAACUGCGGAGUGCGUCAUGCUCCAAAACCUAUCCAAAGAAUCGUUUGAGAGGACUCUUACUAUAGCAAAAGGCAACUCCAGCCUAGGGAUGACAGUGAGUGCUAAUAAAGAUGGCUUGGGGAUGAUCGUUCGAAGCAUUAUUCAUGGAGGUUCCAUUAGUCGAGAUGGCCGGAUUGCUGUUGGGGACUGCAUCUUAUCUAUUAAUGAAGAAUCUACUAUCAGUUUAACCAGUGCCCAGGCACGAGCGAUGUUGAGAAGACACUCUCUCAUUGGGCCUGACAUAAAAAUUACUUAUGUGCCCGCAGAACAUUUGGAAGAGUUCAAAAUAAGUUUGGGGCAACAAUCUGGAGGAAUAAUGGCCCUGGAUAUUUUUUCUUCAUCCUCUGGCAGAGACAUUCCAGAACUACCAGAGCGAGAAGAAGGAGAGGGAGAAGAAAGUGAGCUUCAAAAUUCAGCAUACAGUAAUUGGAACCAGCCCAGGCGGGUUGAACUUUGGAGAGAACCAAGCAAAUCCUUGGGCAUCAGCAUUGUUGGUGGAAGAGGCAUGGGGAGUCGUCUAAGCAACGGUGAAGUGAUGAGGGGCAUUUUCAUCAAACACGUUCUUGAAGAUAGUCCAGCUGGCAAAAAUGGAACCUUGAAACCUGGAGAUAGAAUAGUAGAGGUGGAUGGAAUGGACCUCAGAGAUGCAAGCCAUGAGCAAGCUGUGGAAGCCAUUCGGAAAGCAGGCAACCCCGUAGUCUUUAUGGUACAGAGCAUUAUAAACAGACCAAGGGCACCCAGUCAGUCAGAAUCAGAGCCGGAAAAGGCUCCAUUGUGCAGUGCGCCUCUGCCCCCUUCUUCAGCAUUUGCAGAAAUGAGCGGUGAUCAUACACAGUCGUCUGCAAGCAAAAUCACAGAAGACGUGGACGAAGGGGAUGAGUUUGGUUACAGCUGGAAAAAUAUCAGAGAGCGUUACGGAACCCUAACGGGAGAGCUACAUAUGAUUGAGCUGGAGAAAGGUCGUAGUGGUUUGGGUCUAAGUCUUGCUGGGAACAAAGACCGAUCCAGGAUGAGUGUCUUUGUAGUGGGGAUUGAUCCAAAUGGAGCAGCUGGGAAAGAUGGUCGACUGCAGAUUGCAGAUGAACUUCUAGAGAUCAAUGGUCAAAUUUUAUAUGGAAGAAGUCAUCAGAAUGCUUCUUCAAUCAUUAAAUGUGCUCCUUCUAAAGUAAAAAUAAUUUUUAUCAGAAAUAAAGAUGCGGUGAGUCAGAUGGCUGUAUGUCCUGGAAAUACAGUAGAACCUUUGCCUUCUACCUCAGAGAAUUCUCAAAAUAAGGAGGCUGAGCCAAGUGGUACUACUUGUGAUGCAGCUGUGGACCUCUAUUCAUUUAAAAAUGUGCAACAUCUGGAGCUUCCCAAGGAUCAAGGGGGUUUGGGCAUUGCUAUCAGUGAGGAAGAUACGCUCAGUGGAGUCGUCAUAAAGAGUCUAACCGAGCAUGGGGUGGCAGCCAAGGAUGGACGGCUCAAAGUUGGAGAUCAGAUUUUGGCUAUAGAUGAUGAAGUUGUUGUUGGCUAUCCUGUUGAAAAGUUUAUUAGCCUUUUGAAAACAGCAAAGACAACAGUGAAACUUAGCAUUCAUGCUGAGAAUCGCGACCCCCUGGCUGGGACGGCCAGUGGAGAACAGAAGAGCAGCUCCUUGUCUCCGACGGCCCCAUCUUCUGGCUCCCCAGAACCAGAGUCCAUCCCAAGUACAAGCAGGUCAUCAACACCAGCGAUCUUUGCUUCUGAUCCUGCAACCUGCCCCAUUAUCCCAGGCUGCGAAACAACAAUUGAGAUUUCCAAAGGGCGAACAGGGCUGGGCCUGAGUAUUGUUGGAGGGUCGGACACUCUGCUGGGUGCCAUUAUUAUCCACGAAGUUUAUGAAGAAGGAGCAGCUUGUAAAGAUGGAAGACUCUGGGCUGGAGAUCAGAUUCUAGAGGUGAAUGGAAUUGACUUGAGAAAGGCCACGCAUGAUGAAGCAAUACAUGUCCUGAGACAGACCCCACCAAGAGUGCGCCUGACGCUCUACAGAGAUGAGGCCCCAUACAAAGAGGAAGACGUGUAUGACACCCUCACUGUCGAGCUGCAGAAGAAGCCAGGGAAAGGCCUGGGAUUAAGUAUUGUUGGGAAAAGAAAUGAUACCGGAGUGUUUGUGUCUGACAUCGUCAAAGGAGGGAUUGCCGAUGCUGACGGAAGACUGGUGCAGGGAGACCAGAUACUAACGGUGAAUGCAGAAGACGUCCGGCAUGCCACCCAGGAAGCUGUGGCUGCUUUGCUGAAGUGUUCCCUAGGCACAGUGACCUUGGAAGUUGGAAGAAUCAAAGCUGGUCCAUUCCAUUCAGAGAGGAGGCCUUCUCAGAGCAGCCAGAUGAGUGAAGGCAGCCUGUCAUCAUUCACUUUUCCACUUUCUGGAUCCAGUACCUCUGAGUCACUGGAAAGUAGCUUGAAGAAGAAUGCAUUGGCAUCUGAAAUACAGGGAUUAAGAACAGUUGAAAUAAAAAAGGGGCCUACUGACUCACUGGGAAUCAGCAUUGCUGGAGGAGUGGGCAGCCCACUUGGGGAUGUUCCCAUAUUUAUUGCAAUGAUGCACCCAAAUGGAGUUGCAGCUCAGACCCAGAAACUCAGAGUUGGGGACCGGAUUGUCACUAUCUGUGGCACUUCCACUGAGGGGAUGACUCAUACCCAAGCAGUCAACUUACUGAAAAAUGCCUCGGGCUCCAUUGAAAUGCAGGUGGUUGCUGGAGGAGAUGUGAGUGUGGUCACAGGUCAUCAGCAGGAGCCGGCCACUUCUAGUCUUUCUUUCACUGGGCUGACAUCAAGCAGUAUAUUUCAGGAUGAUUUAGGACCUCCUCAGUGUAAAUCUAUUACACUAGACCGAGGACCAGAUGGCUUAGGCUUUAGUAUAGUCGGAGGAUAUGGCAGCCCUCAUGGAGACUUACCCAUUUAUGUUAAAACAGUGUUUGCGAAGGGAGCAGCCUCGGAAGACGGGCGUCUCAAAAGGGGUGAUCAGAUCAUUGCUGUCAAUGGGCAGAGUCUGGAAGGGGUGACCCACGAAGAAGCUGUGGCCAUCCUCAAGCGGACGAAGGGAACUGUCACUUUGAUGGUUCUCUCCUGAAUUUACUGCAGAGUGGGGCCAACUCAGCCCCCUGCUCCCAUCCCACACUGUGAAGGGAAUGGAACUGCUCUUGCGGAUAACUUUCCCCUGCACCGUCUUCAUCAGGCUCUUCAGAACUUGGGGGGGAAGUACCAUUUAAGUUUUUUUUCUCAUGUGGAAAUGAUUUUCUGGCAACCUAGCAUCAUUUUUCCUUUCUCCUUGGAUUUUGUGAACAUAAACUCAAAGGGAAGGACUGUGUGCAUAGAUAAACCCAAUCUUCGUAAAGAUGUCUGACAUUCGGCAGUCACAUGUGCAGAAAUUAUGAUGUGCUGAACUGGUUAGUAGAGAAAGAAAAAAAGCGAAAACUAAGAAAUGGCUUUAGUAAAUUAGGGUGAGAAUGAAAAUAUAAAAGAAAAAAGAAAAUCUCAAGUUUUAUAUAAAAAAUGCUUCAUUCUUGUCAGUCCCAACUCCUCCCCAUUUCUAACUAGAAAAGAAAAUAAAACAUUUUUCUCUAUUGAAAAUCCUUAAAAAUACUCUGUAUUAAAAAUAUUUGAAUAUUAUAAAAAAUUGCAUAUCCCCCCCUUUAAUAUACCCAUACAUAUUUUCCUCCUAAAAUGGGUUUCUAAGAUUGAGUAAAUAGCAAUUAUAUGAAGCAGUGUCCCUAAGUUGGUAAAGAACACAGCUGAUGCAAAUCUUGAUGUUCAUUUUUAUUUUUGACCUGUUACGAAAUAUUUUCAUGUUUCUGUAAGUAAGAUGGUGAUGCCACCCACUAUUGACUGUGGUUUCUCUAGAAAGCAGCCGUGCUAGCCACGGAGGAACAUGGAAGUCUCUCAGAAUCUUUAAUGCUGGUUUUAACCGAUGCAACACUAAAAAUGCAUGCUGUGCAAUUGGUUUUCAGUUACUAUUAAUCUUAAUGACAGAGAAAAAAGCAAUGUGUUAGUAAUUAUUUUGGUUGUGUGCCAUUAGUAAAUUGAUAGAAAAAUUAAGGGGAUUAACAUAACUUCAUUUCAUUGCCUUAUAUUAACAUCUUAUAAUACAAUAGUUUAAGACUAAGGGAAACAGAUGGAGCUGUUUAUUGAGACAACUGGUGAGGAAUUAUCAUGUGUUCAUUCCCAUUUUAGAGCGUGAAACUCCUACAUUAGAAUAUAUAAAGUCACUUUAAAUAUUAUCUAUAUUUGUAACAGAAGUAGUGUACAGAUAUUUUAUUACAGCACUUUUGUGUAAAUGGAGAACCGAAGUGAAUAAAUAACAAGUUUCAUGGUGCACAAAUAAAGAAA
Messenger RNA from Callorhinus ursinus (northern fur seal), 7482 nucleotides. Lineage: Eukaryota; Metazoa; Chordata; Mammalia; Carnivora; Otariidae. The record is from RefSeq and is a predicted model, not a curated record.